CCGUUUGUGUACAGGCGGAUGUGGAAUUGUUUUUCUCCGCUGUUCUCAUUCGUUUCUGUCUUAUUUAUACAAAUUCUAUUUAAUAAGUGAAGAAACGAAGAAUUAAAGAUGUCUGAAACCGGGAACCGACUUCGGAAACUUCUCGAAUCGCCUAAUUUCGACCCACAGUCCUACGUGAAACAGUUGUCCCAGCAGUCCGACGGUGACAGAGACCUGCAGGAGCAUCGCCAGAAAAUCCAGACCCUGGCAGACGAGACGGCCCAGAACCUCAAGAAGAAUGUGUACAAGAACUACAGGCAGUUCAUCGAGACGGCCAAGGAGAUCUCCUAUCUGGAGAGCGAGAUGUAUCAGUUGAGCCACAUCCUGACCGAGCAGAAGAGCAUCAUGGAGAGCAUCACCCAGUCCCUGCUCUCCACGGAUAAAGAUGAGACCUCUAAGGAGAUGCAGGCAGCUUUCCCUAAGGAGACAGAGGAGCUGAAGCAGAGGACCCUCACCUCCCUGCUUGAGAAGGUAGAGGGAGCUAAAAACAUCAUGGACAUCCCAGGGAGACACCUGGUCUACAAUGGGGACCUUGCAGAGUAUGAUGUGGACAACAUGUCGCUCAUCCAAAAGGUACAUGCUUUCCUCAUGAACGACUGUCUGCUGAUUGCCAACUGGUUGCCCAACCGCAGAGGCACGGUGAAGUACAAGUACAACGCCCUGUAUGAUCUGGAGAGCUUUGCUGUGGUCAACGUGAAGGACAACCCCCCCAUGAAGGAUAUGUUCAAGAUCCUCAUGUUUCCUGAAAGUCGCAUCUUCCAGGCAGAGAACAGCAAGGUCAAGAAGGAGUGGCUGGAGAUCCUGGAUGAGACUAAGAAAAACAAAGCCUCCAAGGAGAAGAAGGUGGAGGAGGCUCCUAUGUCUCCUGUCCGGUCUGAGGUUUCCACCAAUCCUUUCGACAUGGAGGAAGAUGAGCCAGCAGACUCAGAGGACAGCGUAGAUCUCAGCCUCGAGUGGAUUCAGGAGCUGCCAGAGGAUCUGGACGUGUGCAUUGCCCAGAGGGACUUCGAGGGAGCCGUGGAUCUCUUGGAUAAACUCAGCGAGUAUCUGAAGGACCAGCCGGUGACGCCCAGGGUGAAGGAACUCAGGGGGAAGGUGGAUGAGCGUGUGCGGCAGCUGACGGAGGUCUUGGUGUUUGAGCUGUCUCCAGAUCGCUCACUUCGGGGUGGACCUAAAGCAACCCGGCGGGCUGUCUCCCAGCUCAUCAGAUUAGGUCAGUCUACCAAAGCUUGUGAGCUGUUCUUAAAGAACCGCGCAGCAGCGGUCCAGACGGCCAUACGACAGCUCCGCAUCGAGGGAGCCACGCUUCUGUACAUCCACAAGCUCUGCAACAUUUUCUUCACCAGCUUGUUGGAGACCGCCAAGGAGUUUGAGAUGGACUUUGCAGGGAACACGGGCUGCUACUCAGCCUUCGUGGUCUGGUCCAGGUCCGCCAUGAACAUGUUUGUGGACGCCUUCAGCAAACAGGUGUUUGACAGUAAGGAGAGCCUGUCCACAGCAGCAGAAUGCGUCAAAGUGGCCAAAGAGCACUGCCAGCAGCUGACCGAGAUCGGCCUGGACCUGACCUUCACUCUGCAGUCACUCCUGGUCAAAGACAUCAGGGCGGCCCUGCAGAGCUACAAGGAUAUCAUCAUCGAAGCCACCAAGCACAGGAACUCUGAGGAGAUGUGGAGGAGGAUGAACCUGAUGACCCCUGAGGCUUUGGCCAAACUCAAGGAAGAGAUGCGCAGCUGUGGUAUCAGCUUCCAGCAGUACACAGGCGACGACUGCUGGGUCAACCUGAGCUACACCGUAGUGGCCUUCACCAAGCAGAUGAUGAGCUUCUUAGAGGAAGGCUUGAAGCUCUACUUCCCCGAGCUGCACAUGGUUCUGCUGGAAAGCCUGCGGGAAAUCAUCCUGGUGGCCGUGCAACACGUUGAUUACAGCCUGCGCUGCGAGCAGGAUUCAGAGAAGAAGUCCUUCAUCCUGCAGAACGCUACCUUCCUGCACGACACCGUUCUGCCGGUGGUGGAGCGGCGAUUCGAGGAGAGCGUGGGCAAGCCCGCCAAACAGCUGCAGGACCUGAGGAAGAGCACCAGGUCGGUGCGGAUCAACCCUGAAAGCACCACAUCCUUGGUUUGAGACCGACAGGAACUUCUGAGGCCUUGUUUGACGAAAAUGGAUGAGACUGGAACAAAGACGGUGGCCGAGAACGCCCACACACCCUUUUCCUCCCUGCAAUUUCAAGCUGAAUUUCAGAGCUGACCAAAACACUAAGUGCUGCUGGUUGUUUUGAUUAUGCAGAACCAGAAAAAAAUAAAACUAUAAUUUCAAACAGCUGCAGUAACAUUGGAUAAACGUUAAAAAAUCUUUUUCCACAUAAAGGAUUCUUUAGAUCUGCCAUAAAUGUUCCCUCCAUCAAGAAUGGAGGCAGCAUAGACCCAGACAUUUAAUAUUUAUUUAUCUAUCCCUCCAAUACAUGUAAGAAUUUUUCUUUUUUGCCAAAUCAAUAACUCCAGAUGUUAUUUUCCAGAUAACCAUUUUUUCCCACCAUUGAGGUCCAUAUAUAUUAUUGCUGCUAGAUUAUCUGAGAUGAGUUGGUUUAUAAGGCAAUGAUAUUGUAAUGACCACCCUUGUACGUAUGGUGAUUUAAUAAGGUGAGUUGUGUGACCUUAACACAUAAAAUGAAAUAAAAAUCAUUAC
Cyprinodon variegatus (sheepshead minnow) is the source of this 2721-nucleotide messenger RNA. RefSeq names its product exocyst complex component 8 (gene exoc8). The record is from RefSeq and is a predicted model, not a curated record. The transcript has 4 exons. Gene Ontology annotation, biological process: exocytosis; intracellular protein localization; Golgi to plasma membrane transport. Gene Ontology annotation, cellular component: exocyst. Lineage: Eukaryota; Metazoa; Chordata; Actinopteri; Cyprinodontiformes; Cyprinodontidae. The coding region runs from base 109 to 2160 and encodes 683 amino acids.